AUGGCCGCCUCCAACGAGUUCGCAUCUGCCAUGACCACCCGGUCGCUCCGCAUGGUCCGGACGGAACUAGAAUUCCUUGCCGAUGCCCAUGUGAUCACCCCUCAACAGCUCUCCUCAAUUAUAUCACAACUACCCACCGAUUCCGAGGCAUCUCGCGCGGUACAUGCAUCACCGUCGCCGCCCCGACAGCAGCCACAGCCUGUGCCUGUUCAACAUGUUCCAGUCCAAGCACAGCCCCCUCCGGCUCCCUACACGCCCUCAUACUCGCCGCCUGUCUCACAGAUGUCCAAUGCGUCGCUGAAUGAAAAAGCCACACUGCACAACCAAUACGCAAACCAACCACCCCAGGCCCCGCCAGCUUAUCCCCAAGUCCCGCCAGUCCGUGUUGCGUUGGCCAUGUACGAUUACAAAGCUACCGACGCUGGUGACUUGGACCUGAAGGCAGGGGAUCGCGUCCGGAUUAUCCAGGAAAUAAAUGAGCAUUGGUGGCGUGGUCACAGUGAACGGACUGGACAGGAGGGUAUUUUCCCUGGAAGUUACGUGGAUGAAAAGGCCGCUCUUGCUUCCCCCCCGCCUACAAAUUAUGGAAACAUGCCUCUUGCAGUUAGCCAGAGUGGACAGCCCGAAAACCCCGAGGACCCAAAGAAGAACAAGUUUGAGGAAGGAGGCAAGAAAUUUGGAAAGAAACUGGGCAAUGCCGCUAUCUUCGGUGCCGGCGCCACUGUUGGCUCCAAUAUCGUGAACAGCAUCUUCUAA
This is a messenger RNA of Penicillium griseofulvum, 756 nucleotides long. RefSeq names its product SH3 domain-containing protein. Bases 1 to 756 code for a protein of 251 amino acids. NCBI's taxonomy places the organism in Eukaryota, Fungi, Ascomycota, Eurotiomycetes, Eurotiales, Aspergillaceae. The record is from RefSeq and is a predicted model, not a curated record. The transcript has 4 exons. Gene Ontology annotation, cellular component: ESCRT-0 complex. Gene Ontology annotation, molecular function: protein binding. Gene Ontology annotation, biological process: protein transport to vacuole involved in ubiquitin-dependent protein catabolic process via the multivesicular body sorting pathway.